This is a messenger RNA of Hydra vulgaris (swiftwater hydra), 2283 nucleotides long. RefSeq lists its product as uncharacterized. Gene Ontology annotation, cellular component: cytoplasm. NCBI's taxonomy places the organism in Eukaryota, Metazoa, Cnidaria, Hydrozoa, Anthoathecata, Hydridae. The record is from RefSeq and is a predicted model, not a curated record. Gene Ontology annotation, molecular function: protein binding; enzyme inhibitor activity; phosphatase regulator activity.
UCUUAAUGCCAUAUGUCACUUCCUUAAAAUUUUUUUUCUUAGAUUCUGUGGUAGAUAAAAUUACAAUUGGUUUUUCCUUGAGUAAUAAAUAAUUAAUUUCACAGCUGUUUUGUUUAUGUCACAAAAGAAAAAUGUCUUCUAUAUAAACGCUCAUGUUAAAAAAACACGUGGUGUUGUUUUCAAACGAACAAAAAAUACGAAAUAAAGCUUUCCUUUGAAUAAAAAAAGUCUAUUUAUAUAAAAGAAAAUUAUUUAAGUUAAAAUAAUCUUACCAUAAACUAUAUUAUACAGUAGCUGAUAACGAAGAAAAAGAUGUCGGUUGGACUAAAUGUUGAUUAUGCUAACCCUUACACAAACCAAAUCUUUCAAGAGGCUGUGGCGAGAAACGAUUUUGCCGUAGUAAAGCUUUUAUUAAAAUUUGGAAUUCAUCCAAAACGAAACGAAAGAAAUGUUCACGGCCUUACUGCUUUGCAACAAGCAGUUCUUGAUGGUCAUACUCGAAUGGCAGUAAUAUUACUUGAGGGUGGUGCAGAUAUUGAAGCUAAAACAUCAAAUGGCUGGACAUGCUUACAUAUAGCUGCAGCCAUUGGAGACUUAGAUAUGCUAAUAACUCUGAUUGGGCAUUGCGCUGAUUUAAUUGCUUUAACAAAAAAUGAAGAGUUACCCAUUGAUUUAGCUGCCACAAAUGAUAUAAAAAUUAAAUUAGCAAAAGAGAUGUCUAGAAUUGGUUAUUCGGAGUUAGCGCAAUGGUACAUGAGAAAGUUAGCAGCUCAAGAAGGGAUGUUAUACGUUUUAUCUACAGAUACACUUCUUGAUAUGGCUUGCGAUGACAACUACGAUAGCAAUAAUACCUAUCCCUAUGUAAUUCGAAAUAUUAAAUACGAAAAUGAAGAAGUUUUUACUGAUUGUGAAGCAGUUCCUUUUUUUAAUACUAAUGAUUGUAACGAAAAUAAAAACUUUUGGCAAGUUGAUCAAGAAAAAAUGAAGUAUUUGUCUUCGUCAAGUGGAUAUGUAUCUGAAAUGAUUUUUGAUAAAAGCAAAGAUGAACUUACUAAAAUGGGCGUGAAAUCGUGUUCUGUCAACAACUCUCCGAUUCAUAAAAAUGAAGAGCAGCAAGGCUCUUAUUGCGAUGAACCUGAAAUGUAUGGAAACAACGAUACUUUAAGAAGAACAGCAAGUAUGAGGGCACACUCACAAACAAUACAACGUAAUCCAAGCAAGCUUGAAUUACAUAUUGAUUACACAAAUAGUGCUGAAGACGACGAAGAUGACCCAGAAAUAAGUCCAGCUAGUCAAGAAACAAGUUUAUUAAUUUUAAAACCAGAAGAAAACUGCAACAAUCGUGGUUCAAAUUAUCAAAUUCGAAACGUGCGAUUUGAUAACUUUGAUAAUGCCAAUGAAUUUUGCAACUGUCCAAACUGCAAAAAAAUGGGAUACGCUUUUUCUCCAGACAUUCGAGUUACGGGGCGAAAAUUAGUUCAAGUUCAAGAAACAGCAGUUAAUAGAGAUGAGUUCUCUAGAUUUAGUUAUUCUUUAAAUAAUGGUAGAGCUACAGGCUACCCUAGUUCUCAAUACUACCCGGCGACAACCACAAACACGUAUAGUAACUACGGAAAUCACGAAAAGCCAAGGAAACGAAGAAAUAAGUUACUAUCAGGAAUUAAAUCAAUUUUUAAGGAAAGCAUUAAAGUUCAAAAAGGUAGCGCUGAACCAAUUGUUAACGACGCAGGAAUCCUUUUUGCUGUGUCGUUAAGAGAUCGAAACAAAUCAAAAUCUAUUAGACAAAAACAUUCUGUGCGAAAAAGUAAUUCAUUUUCAGACAAAACAUCCCAUAAAGAAAACUAUAACGAAGAAUUCAUGUUAUUUUCACACGAACAUGUAGUUCAUGCUCCUAGUUUUCCGUGUGAUAUACUUAAUUCAUCUAAAGUGCCAUUAACAACAGAGAGCACAGUCCGAUGCGAAUUUAAACGGUGUACAGACUAUUUUAAUGAUAAUGAAGUUGAGGAAAGUGUGUUUGAUUUGAAAUCAUCUUUGUGCGACGACCAUAUAAACAUUAUGAUGUCAGAAGAACAAGAGAACAAGCUGAGUAUUAGUAGAAAUGGACUAAGUAUAAAUAAAAAUGGAUUGGGUAUAAAUAAAAAUGUGUUGGGUACUAACAAACUUGAUUCGAGUACCGAUGAAGAUUUAAUUCUUUAAAUGCAAGCAAAAAAUAUAUUCUCCAAAAUUGAUAAUACAAAAUAUUUUAUAUAAAAAAUAAUAUUUUAUUUAAAAAAAAACUUUAAA